Messenger RNA from Hemiscyllium ocellatum (epaulette shark), 649 nucleotides. RefSeq names its product profilin-1-like. Gene Ontology annotation, biological process: regulation of actin filament polymerization; positive regulation of actin filament bundle assembly. The record is from RefSeq and is a predicted model, not a curated record. Lineage: Eukaryota; Metazoa; Chordata; Chondrichthyes; Orectolobiformes; Hemiscylliidae. Bases 90 to 506 code for a protein of 138 amino acids. Gene Ontology annotation, molecular function: actin binding. The transcript has 3 exons. Gene Ontology annotation, cellular component: cytoplasm.
GCAUUGAUAUACCGCCCAGGAGGACAGCAGCGUGUGCAGUGACGGAGAGGCUUUCUGGUGUGUUGUAGCUGGUUGCUCCCUGGGUGAAGAUGACUUGGAUGGACUAUGUGGACAGUUUGAUGGCUAAGUCAGGUGUUGCAGACGUGGCUAUUGUCGGACUGGUCUGUAAAUCUGUUUGGGCUGCCACCGUCAACGGCAAUUUCAGCAAAAUCACGUCUCAGCAAGUUGGAGCGUUGCUGGGUGAUCUUUCGACUUUACAGCAGUGCGGAAUCCAGCUGGGGGAUAAAAAAUAUACUUUUGUUGUGGCUGAAUAUGAACAAAGCUGUGGUAAUGAUUGGAAGUGGCUAACCAUAUCUGCUAAAGGGGACACGAAAGUCUCUGCAGUAGUUCACAAAACAGUCACAGCACUACUCUUCAUAGAAGCUGCAAACAUUGAGUUAAAAGGACCCCAGUUACUUGAAUGUCUUCAAUGCACAGUUAAUCACCUGGUUGAGAACAAAGUCUAGUUGUGAAGUUUCUAUUUGAUUGCUGGUCGACCUCACUGUUGCCACUGGGAGAUUGUGUUCUCUCAAGUGUACACAUUUUGCCUGCAAAAAUCAAUGUGUUAUUGAUGUAAUUUGCAAUCAUUAAAUGUAAAAUCUUCCCAUUA